Messenger RNA from Microbotryum saponariae, 1064 nucleotides. NCBI's taxonomy places the organism in Eukaryota, Fungi, Basidiomycota, Microbotryomycetes, Microbotryales, Microbotryaceae. The record is from the annotation of a GenBank genome assembly.
AUGAGCUCUCGACGAACUUUGUCGCCUCCACCACCCACCACACUACCUUUCACUGACGACACGUUGACUAGUCACGUCGUUCCCACGCUCGUGUACACGCCGUACCACGUUGGCGUGAGCGCCACGCCGGCUGAUCCGACUCGGAGCCCAGCUUCAGCGUCGAUUCCGGCCACUCUAGGCCCAGCAGCCGCCCGGACCGGCUCGAUCCCCUCGCAGUCAGCGUCGCUCAGCUCGUCCUCGGCCCUCGCAAGUACUGCCACCACCGCUACGACUAGCGCCGACCAAUACGUCUGGUCACCCUUCGACCCGGGCCAGUCUUGGGACGGUGGUGCCCCUCUACGAGUCCUCCCGCCUCUCCCGCCCGGUGCGGCCGUAUCGCCGCCGCCGCCUCCCCGCUCGCAGUCGCAUUCGACAGCACAAGGCCAUCUCGUCAUGUCCUCUGUCGCUUCCAAUUCUCCCAACAACGCCACCACGUCACGUGCCGGCUCGGGCUCGGUUUCCGGCUCCGGGUCGGGCUCAGGUUCCGGCUCCGGGUCGGGCUCAGGUUCCGGCAGAGAUACCGGUGCGACUAGCGCCGUCAGCUCCAGGGGCAAGGACGAGCGUUUCGACAAGUCGCGCAGCACCAGCCUCAACAACACCCUCGACCCUUCGACCAUGAUCGUCACCGUCGCUCGUGCCGAAGAUGAGAGCUCACCCGACGAUGAUCACAUUGCGUUCGAGGCCCACUCGGGGAGUCGGAUUGCUUCGAACGUCACCAUGUCCGCCUCGGGCACCGUCAAGGGCGCUCGAGUCGGCGUUAAGCGCAGGCGAGGCGAGAUCGACCCGGGUGCGAUCGAGGGGCAGUAUUACGGCGACAAGACUUGCAAUCGGUGCAGGGAGCGUCGCGUACGGUGCGACCGAGCGUUCCCCAUCUGCGGUCGGUGUCUCAAGCGUCGCGAGGGCUGCAGCUACCCGGACCAGACCUCGGCUCGAAAAAGGGAUGACCCGGAAGAGUCGGACCGAGUGGCAGCGCUCGAAGCUGCGGUGGCCACUGUGGAGCAACAACUGGAAGCACAGCGAUAUGA